Pseudomassariella vexata is the source of this 774-nucleotide messenger RNA. RefSeq lists its product as uncharacterized. The transcript has a single exon. The coding region runs from base 12 to 224 and encodes 70 amino acids. NCBI's taxonomy places the organism in Eukaryota, Fungi, Ascomycota, Sordariomycetes, Amphisphaeriales, Pseudomassariaceae. The record is from RefSeq and is a predicted model, not a curated record.
CAUCAAACCGCAUGCUAUAUGGGCCCUUCAUCAAUUCUCAGUACUACGGGACGCUGCCGGCGUUGAUCGCUAGCUGGGCGGUUGCAAGUGCAACGCCCCAGGGAGGUAAACUCAUCCAAAGCGUCUAUUUUCCUCCUUCGAUCUAUGUUACAUUCCAAUCAAGAUCCAACGGAAGCAGUGCUUUUGCACUACGUCAGCGCUGCCGAGAUUUUAAGCCCAAUUGACAGCGCAUGCUAUGAGACACUUUGUGCCAGGCUUAACCACGCUUCCGGCCCGCGUGCCAAUCUUGUUUUUGACUUUCGGAUGAUGGGGUUGCUGCUCAUCAUCAACAAUCUCUCUAUGUGAGGCAGGCGGCCAGGAUCGAGUACUUAAUCCUGUCUGCACGACCUUCAGCUUGAGCCAUGGAGUAGCUAGUAGUAAUAAUAGCGAUGACCAUCAGCCUUCCGACGGUGAUGCCAUCCAUCUGAUCUGAUCCUGUUAUUAACUUUCUUACUUUGUAGGCUUUUCAUGUCAUCUGCAUCCUUGGCCAAGAGUGACGGCCCGGGGGGCGCCAAGGUUAGGUCCAAGGGUCUAGCUUGAAACACCGUCAUAUCCCCUUUUUCACUGCUCAGUGGCUUCUAAUGUUUCGAGUCCGACGAGCUACAACGACGGAGUGCAAUCCAAUUUGUUUCGCUCUCCCCUCUAGAUUGAUUCUUCAACGACGACAUACAAGAAUCGUAUCGUAAACAGGAAAGCAUUUAAGCUUUGCCGCCGCACUGCCUAUUUUCGCCGUUG